GUUUUUGCUGCCCAGUAAAGUCCUCACCACUAAUGUCUUGAGCACGCUGAGGCCUGAGGUUUCUGAUGCAGUAAGGAAGGUGCUGUGUGGUCAAAAGCUGCCCCUUGCAAUGCUCCCUGACCAUGUGGAGGAGUCCCUUAGGAUUCUGGGGAAGCAGCUUUCCCCCGUCACACCUAAGAUUUUGCGUCAAACACUGCGGGAGAUGGGGAGCCUCCUGGAGGGAGAAGUGAGCCACUAGCACCUCCUGUGUUAUGCUGUCAUGGACACUCAGUACCGUGACUUGCAUGGCCUCCCACUUCUCCCUCUACAGAAUGGAUCCUGGGUCAUCUUCAACCUUAGGGGCUCAGGCUCACCAGUGUACCUGUGCACACAGAGUGAGGCCAAGGCUUUCCUGGGACUGGAGGGGCAGAUAGCAAGCACUAAAGUGGCUCAGCCUGUCUGCAAGGUUCUACGGGAAGUGGCUAAUUCAGGCCAAACACAGCUGUGCCAAUUCCAGCCACAGCAGCACGGCCCUAACCUGCUCCUGCAGAGUGCCAAGCACGUGCAACAGUGCCAGCCAUCAGACCAGCAGGUGGGACAAUGGCUGUGUGAGGUGUGGGGGCUCCUGCAGCACCUUACUCUACACAGUGUUGAGCACAUCCCCCUGCUCCCCACCUCCAAGCCCCCAAGUGCAGCCUACCUCACCCCCCUCUCCUCCCCUGUGGUAGUGGAUGGAAGAGGUGGUCAGCUGUCCGGGCCCCAGAUGGAGGCACUUACACUCCUGGGAGUGGUGGUGGUCCCUUCGCUGCCAUCACACUUCCGGCACAUAGAGCUGCAGAGUUACUUGUAUUCUGCAGACCGUCAUGGCACUGCCCAGGCCCUCAGCAAGGUGGUGAGCCGGGGCCAGCAGAUGCAGGCAGUCACAAGGUUCAACACCCAGAAGACUGAACUUCAGAGACAGGCAAUAACCAGCCUGAUAGAGACUUCAAGCAUCCAGGUCUCUCUAAGAGGUUUCCUUGCCAAGCUUAAUAUUUUUAAGGCCCAGGACAUCAAUAACUUGAAGCAUGAUUCUUGUCUUGAAAGUGUGAACACCAUUGCUCCUGAACUGAAGGGGUUUCCAGUGAGCUACCCCCAGAAGCUUCUUACACCCACACAGCCCCAAGAGCGGGCACUUGCAUUGGCACUGGGUGCCCAACAGCUGUCCAAGGAGAAUCUGUGCAUCAGGGCAUUACAGAGUUGCAACUCUGAUGAAAAUGUCUUGUCACUGGUGAGAUACAUCCUAGGGAACCCUCACCUGGUGGGAAGCAGCAGUGUCCUUCAGCAGCUGAGGAAUACUAGAUUUGUUCCCAAUGUUGCUGGAUCGCUGUGCCGCCCGUCAGAGCUGUAUGAUGCAGAGGAUGAAGACCGUUGUGUCCUCAUUGGGGAGAUACGGAAGCCAGAUGACUCAUUCAGCAAGCACUGUCCACUCCUGCGCUCCCUGGGCCUCAGGAAGGUACAGGACAUGCCUAGGGAUGAAUUUAUCUGCCUUAUCAAGAACCUAAAGAACAGCCAGCUGUCCAUGAAUGACAAAACCAGGAAGAGUGUGGGGCUGCUUCAGGCUAUGAACCGCCGCGCUGACUGCCUGCAAGUCUGCCAGGCGGUCCUGGGGGUCCCGUUUGUCUUUGGUGCAUCCACCAGGCCUUGUGGAUAUCCCUCAAGUCUGCAGUGGGCCACCUCACCUGGACCACUGGUGCCUCAGGAGCUCAGGAGCAUCCAGUACAGCAGUGUGUUGGGCUCCACCACAGCUUUAGUUGAGUGCCACCAUUAUCCUUCUGUAGCCAGUGCCUUUGGUUGGCUGGAGAUGCCAACUGUUGAGUCAGUCAUUCAGCACCUGAAGAACCUGGCAGCAGCUUAUCAGGUGGCUGAAAGCGACAAGUACUUUGACCUGAUCAAGCAGACCUACCGUCAACUUUCUACAGCCCUCAAUGGAGGUCAGGCCCCCCAGCUGGCCAACCUGAGGAAGGAGGACUGUGUUUUCACCGAUCUUGGCUUCAGGGCUCCUGAUGAGGUGUACAUCAGGCCAGACAAUGGAGAUCUGCAGCUGCUGCCUUACCUCCACUUGCUGCCCUUUGGACUGCGGGAGAGUGAGUCUCUUUUCCUCCACCUGGGUUGUGCGGGGCAACAGAACCCCUCCCUCCUGCUGACAGUGCUCGGAAAGGUGGGGGCAAGACACCAAGAUGGUAGAGGCGUCAUCAGCAGGAAGGAGGUGGAACAGGACAGGCGUCUGGUCAUGACCGUGCUGGACAGACUCCAGCACCACUUGAAGGAGCUCCCUGGCCCUCUGCUAGUGCCUGUGAAGACAAAAACUGACGUGCUGGAGCUGGCUGAGGUGGGGUGUACAGCGUACACAGAAGGGUUGACCACGUGGCUGGACAGUGACGAGCUGGGUGUGAAGGUGGUCCAUGAAUGUGUGAGUGCCAGCCUGGCCCAUGCCCUCGGUGUGGCUCCCCUGCAGAACUUCCUGUCAAUUGGAGGUGAGGCAGUGAUGGAGUGGGGCCAGCGAGAGCCACUCACCACCCGCCUCCGAAAUCUGCUACAGCAGUACAGGGAUGGCAUGUCAAUUCUGAAGGAGUUGGUGCAGAAUGCUGAUGAUGCAGGCGCCACUACCGUCCACCUCCUGUAUGAUGAGCGGCAGAACGAAGACGCCAAGACGCUGCUGCUGAGUCCAGAAAUGAAGCAGUGCCAGGGCCCGGCACUUUGGGUGUACAAUGAUGCCCACUUCUCCGAGACAGACUUUGAGAACCUGCGAGAGGUGGGGGCAGGCACCAAGGAGUUCCAGCCCACCAAGAUCGGCAAAUUUGGCCUUGGGUUUUGUUCUGUCUACAACCUGACAGAUGUUCCAAGCUUCAUCAGUGGGUCAAGCUAUGUGGUGUUUGACCCUCACAUGACCCACUUGAGCCAUGCUGCCAACUCUCCCGGUCUCAGGUUCAACUUUAAAGACCGCCGCAAUUCUUACAUGCUGCGCACACUGGUUGACCAAUUCCAGCCCUUCUCUGGUGUGUUUGGUUGUAACGUGCAGGAGAGUGGUUCCUUUGAGGGUACGCUUUUCCGCCUGCCCUUCCGCACCUCUGCCAGCAAGAUCAGUGACACUUGUUACUCCCGUGGUGACAUGGUGCAGCUGCUGAAAAUGUUCAGUGGCAUGGUGGGUCAGCUGCUGCUCUUCACACAGCACGUUUCCUCCAUCCAUGUCUCCCACCUCAGUGCCUCUGCCUCCACUCCAUCUGAGAUGGUGGAGCUCAUCCAUGCUUCCCGUACACCAGGGCCUUUUCCUGAUGGACCACAGUCGGUGUUGGAACGUGCAGCUGCAUUGUUUUCCAAGCAGAACAACAACUUUAAGUGGAAGGGGAAGUGUUUAGCAGAGAAAAGCACAGCAGAAAUAAGUGUGCGAUACUCGCGCGGCAGUGUUGACCUAUGUGGCCUGGAGGAGGGCAAGUGGAACACCACCUGGGUCACUUCAUGGCACUCUGGGACUGGUAGUGCGAGCAGGCUUGCAGAGACUCUUGGAGGCAAGGCACUCCCUCUGGCAGCUGUGGCAGUGCCAGUGAGGCAGGGCCAAGAUGGAUGGCAACCCCUGUCCCUGAUGGACAUUCCUACAGGGUUCUACCGCGAGGGCCACUUCCACUGCUUUCUGCCACUGCCGGUGAGGACGCUGCUGCCCGUCCAGAUUAAUGGGGUGGUGGAAGUAGCCUCUGAUCGCACCAACCUCCUUGCCAAGACUGAGGAUGACAGACACACCCUUAGCUGGAACACCACGCUGGCUGGAGACUCCAUGGUGCGUGCCUACCUGGGUCUGGCCGAGGAACUGAAAAACCUGGGCUUGUGUGCCGAGAGCCCCUACCAUGCCAUGUGGCCAGUGGUGCAUCCUGGGAUUGACCUACUGGUGGAAGGACUCGCCAGUGGGUUCUAUCGUGCCCUGGAGCAGGAGGAUCUGAAGCUGUUCAGGUGCAGCGAUGGUGAAUGGCACCCCCUUGCCAGGUGCCGUUUCCUGAAGCAAGACUUCUUGCAGGUGCCUCAUGUUGGAGACAUUGCCUUUGAGUUCCUGCAGACAUACUUCCACUCCACUUCAGAGCUGAGGCUGGUGAGGCUGCCCCAGCACAUCCUUGCCUGCCUCAGUCAGCAGGUGUUGUCACAGCAGGUGGUCACCAAGGAGCUCUUUUUCCGUGAGUAUUUUAUUCCCCACAUGUCAGAGGGGCUGGUGAGUCCUGAUAAGAGGGACCAGCUGACACUGCACCUCCUAGACGUUGAACACCCCAUCCUUGAACUCCUUCGUCCCUUGGCCUGCAUACCCACCCUGCCCCACGGCACACUCAGGCUGCCAGUACACCUUAUCAAGCCCGGGGCAAGAAUUGCAAGAAUGUUUUGCGUAGAUGAUGAGAGAUUUCCUGCAGAAGAGUUCAUAAGUUCCAGCAAGAGGUCCAGUGCCUUGGCCAGGCUUGGAAUGAACACCAACAGGCUGCCGAAAGAGCUGGUGGUGGAACGAGCAGAGACUGUGGCUGGCCUGCUUUGUUCUCAGUGUGCUUGUGACAGGCUGAGGGAGAUCUUACAUUAUAUAUCAAAGCUGAGGGAGACUGAACAAGAUGAAUUUAAACACAACCUGGAAUCUGUGCCGUUUUUACCAGUCAUGCCAAAACCAAAGGACUGGAGCAUUGCCUGGCAUGGGGAGUGUCAGGCAGGAAAGAAGACAAAGUGCUGCCCUCAGCAUGUGGGCACUGCACCUGAGAGUCUGGUGUUUGAUUGCCCCUUAGCCCUCUGUUUACCUAAAUUGAAGCCUCUGGUGGGCAGUUGUUGCUUGAUUCUUGACCAGUCUUUAGAGGAAGUGCCAGAGAGAGUCCUGCAGAGGUUUGGGGUCAUCACGUGUGCUCUUGACCUGCCUCUGCAGUCAGUGCUGGAGCAGCUCAGUGUCUUGAGUGCUGCCCCUCCUGAGAAAGAAAAUGUUCGCAUGUGCCACGCUGUGUAUGACCACUUGGAGGAAAUUAUAUCGCGUGCAGGGAGAGGAAGAGCUGUAAACUCUGCAGAACUCGAUAAAAUAGAAAAGCUCAAGGAAAAGAAAAUACUAAUAACAAAGUAUGGCUUCCAGGAGCCAAAAUUGUUUGCACUGUACAGUGAGGUUGACUGUGCCCCAGACUUGUUUUCUGCUUCCACAGAAAGCCUUGAAAAGUACCCAUGUCUAAUGGGCAUGUUGGGGAUCAAGAAAAACUUUGACUAUGAUGCUGUGAUUGGGGUGAUCCAGAAGAAAAGGGAAACCUUCAGUAACAGCCCGCUCAGCACUGAAGAGGUGUCUCAAAUAUCCAAUUUGCUCAGUGUGCUGUACAAGGUGAAGGAACCUGACCAAUCUCUCACACAGGACCUGUACCUGCCAGACAGUAAGGGUCGCCUCCAUCCCACCAAGAACCUCUGUUUUGAUGAUGGGGCUGAACUGAGCUCUGGCCAGUUCCUCUGUCUGCACAAGAGCAUCUCAGUGUCCCCUGACAUGCUUGAGUGGCUGAAAAUAAAGUCCAAGACCAGAAAGAGACUUCAGCAGUCAUCUAACCGACUUCAUUUUGGCCAGAAUGAGCCGCUCACCACCCGCCUCAGGAACAUACUGGAGGACUACCCGUGUGACUCUGGCAUAAUGAAGGAACUCUUGCAGAAUGCUGAUGAUGCAGGAGCCACAGAGGUUGCCUUUAUCAAGGACUUCAGGAACCUUCCAUGUCAGAAACUCUUUGACUCUAAAUGUACAGCCAUACAGGGGCCUGCCCUCAGUGUCUUCAACGACAGAGGAUUUACAGAGAAAGACCUCCAGAGCAUUCAGGACUUGGGAAACAGCAGUAAGAAGGAAGACCCAGCAACAACAGGGCAGUAUGGCAUUGGCUUUAAUGCUGUUUAUCACCUGACAGACGCUCCCUCUUUCCUCACGAGGGGCCCACAAGUUCCACAUGGAGAAACACUGUGCAUGUUUGACCCACACUGCUGGUAUGACCCUGCAGCCACCCCUCAGUACCCAGGUGUGCAGUAUGUUAAUCUGAAUGACCUGAGGUUGGACCACUCUGACUCCUUCAUUGGCUAUCUGGAAAGUGAACUCUCAGAAGAAGGGACAAUGUUCAGGCUGCCUUUGCGCACUACACGAGACUCUCUCAUAGCACCCCAUAAGGUCACGACAGUUGAAGAUGUUGAAAAAAUGCUCAAAGAAUUCCAAAGGAAAAUGCCUCAGUGCCUGCUCUUUUUAAGAAAUGUAAGAAAAAUAUCCAUCAAAGAAGUGCAAAUUGGAGGAUUGUGCAAGGAAGUAUACUGUGUUGGGGCAAAUGUGUCCCAAGAAUCCCUCUUGCCUGCACUGAUCAGGAAAUACGGAGACACUGAGGGGGCAAGGGACCCCUGCAGUGUGGACAUGGUGAGAACCUCCUAUACCAUGAGCAUCGAGGACAGCCAAGGAAGCAGCAGUCAAUGGAUGGUUGUUCAGCAGCAGGGCGUGGAAGAGAAGAACAGUCUGCCUCCCAUAGUGCUGAAUGCAUUCAGGAACAAAACCCUAAACCUUCUGCCUCAUGGGGGUGUUGCUCUUCUGCUGAACCGACAUGAUACAAAGUUUGAGGCCUGUAAUUACCACUCAACCUCCUGCUACUUGCCUCUCCCAGUCAGGUCAGGGCUACCCUUCAGUGUCAAUGGACACUUUGCACUCGACCAAUCUCGUCACAACUUGUGGAUUGGAUAUGAUGAUGCCAAGAGCCUCUGGAAUGAAUGGCUGAUGAAGGAGUUGUUAGUGCCAGUCGCUGUGCAUGCUGUGAAGCAGUUAAGAUCUGAGAGGUUUCCAAGAGAGGAUGAAGGUUACAUGACUGAACAGAUCUACCACAGUAAGGUGAGAGUCUUCCACAGUUUCCUGCCCGUAGCCUACAGUGCAAACCCUAAGGAAUGGAUAAAAUUCAUUAAGUGGUUUUAUGAGAAGGUGAGGGAUAUAGAGUUCCCACUGUUUGACUCUUUCAUCCCAGAAAAUGACUUGAAACCACCUUCAAGCCAACCAAGAUACCAUGGGGCAGAACCAGCCAGGGAGAACAGGAAGGGUCAGCUGAGGUGGCAUGCCUUCCAUGCUAGUGGAGAAAAUUUGCCUGUCUUCUUUAGCACCAUAUCUGAGCAAGACAAAGACCAUAAAGUAGUAGUGCCAGAUGUUUUGAGAAGACUUGGAAUGAAGCUGAGUAGUGAAGGGAUGCUUUUGCGACUCAGAGCAGCAGACCCUCAAUUUGAGUGUCCUCUCCUCUCCCCUGAAACUGCCCUCGCAUUCCUCACAUCCUGGGAUAAAGAUGUUCAGGACCGUUGCUUACCAAGAGUGGGCAACAGUGUGGCUGACACACCUUUCCUGACAUCUAGAAAUGUAUUGAGUGUUCUGAAGUAUGUCACAAAGGCUAAAGACUUCCCCAGCACCUCUGUUGACAAACUACCAUUACUGCUGACCAAUGAUGGUGUGCUGGGGCACUUCAGUGUAGGUAAUCCCGUGUUUUCAUCAACUUUUUGUGACCUCUUGCCAGCCUUCAAAAGAGAAUUUUUAUUUUGUGCUCAUGUGUCAGCAGUUGAGAACAUUUCAAGUUUUAGUAGUGUGGUGAAGGAAUUUACUCCAGCUGACUUCGUGGAGCGAUUGACUCGUGACCCAGACACCUCAGGCCAUGUGGCCAGAGCAAAGCUUCCUCUGGCAAACAAGGAUUGGCUGAUGCGUGUCUGGAGUUUUAUCAUUGACUUCAUUGAGAAAAUGCACCCAAAACACAAAAACUGGAAACAGAGCAAGGAGUACAUACUGCAAUAUCUAGGUGACUGGGCAUUAUACCCGAUAAAAGAGGGAAACCAGAAGUUUUGCAUUCCCAUAAAAGAUGCCUGGCAAGUACUGAAUAUGAGUGGUCAUUCCAUUAAAGAUUCAGUCUUCUCCAAGUUGCCUGUUCCAUUUCCAUUUUGCAUACGUUUUAAACAGAUGGAUUCAAGUCUAUGGGAGAGGCAGGAGAGGCCUUACAUCCCUCAUGAAUUGGAGUUUGAUGCAAGCUUGAAGGAUCCUGUGGCUGCAUUAAAGCUUCUUUUCUUCCACAGAGAAUCCAUUAACAACUUCCUCAGAGGAUGUAGUCAAGGUGGGUCAACACAGAUACAGUCUCAAGAGAUUCUUGACUACCUAGGCAGCCACUGUCAGGGGUCCUCACUAUCCAGGCAUGAGAUCCGCUCCCUGCAGAUGUUCAGUGACAUGACUGGGCAGCUCUUUGACCUUUUGGGCAGAAGUCUGAUUGUUCUUGCGAAUUCCUCUCUCUCUCUCAAUGAACUCAAAGGUCUUUGUGAUGAACUGAGUCUGUUACUUACCUUGAAACCAACAUCUGAUAAUAUCACAAAGCUUUACUCCUACAUUGAACCCAACUGCAUUAUAGAAGAAAUAGACUUGUAUGCAAAGAUCAUCUUGCCCAACAUGAGUUCACUCACAGAAGAAACCAGAAAAUUUUAUCUCGGGUAUCUUAAAUAUAAUUUACCUAAAAUUGGGAGAGAAAAUAAGUGGAGUAAAAGUCAACAGAAGGUUGUAAAAGCUCUGAAGGUUUGUUCAUUUAUUGAAGUUGAUGGAACAUUGAGAACAGCGGAUAGCUUCUACGACCCCUUGAAUCCUGUGUUUGAUGUAAUGGGGGUAUCCAACUUGCCAGAGGCAUGGAGGGAGUGGGAGUGGCGUGACUUAUUGCAGCUUGCAGGAAUGAUACACAAAGUGACCCCUGAGAUGUUCCUAGAGUUUGCAUCAUUGUCACCCAGGGAUGAGUGUGUGAAAAAAAAGUCAGAGGUACUGUGUGAGUACCUUGAUAACCACCUUGAAGAAUUCCAGUCUGUUAAAUCUCAGAUCCUUGAUAAAGAGUUUCUUGUGCCUGAAAAAAAUGAGAUGUUAGAGAGGCUGUUGGCACAUCACCAGACAGAGUCAGGCCUAGUGGCAUUUUCAGACAGUGUUGACCCCAAGCUAGCACACGUCAUCUGGUCCACCAGGAGCCUCCUUCCUAACUAUGCUGUCAAAGUUGCAAGAAACCUGCAAAAACAGCACAACAAAGAUAUGACAAUUGACCCUCCUCCUGUGGAAGACAUUUUGGAACACAUCAUAAAGCUUUGCUCUUCCUUAAAGAAGGAACCAGAAAAGCUGCCAGUCACCGUGAAACAGGUGAUGGAGAGCAUAUAUGAUUAUUUGUCAAAGAAUAUAGAUGGUGCAUUUCAGACCCUCAAAGAUCAAGACAUUCCUUUGGUCCACAUUCCUGACCACAAAGUCUUUGUUCCCAUCAGCAUUGUGGUGGCAAGCCUUGAGGAGGAGAUUCUCCCAUACCUGUAUAAGGCACCAACUUUUUACGGGAAGUUCUUUGAUACACUGAAGAGGCUUGGGAUGCAGGAGAAAGCAUCCAGCAACACUUAUGCCCAAGUUCUGAGGAUGAUUCAUGAUGACAGUGGCCAGAGGAGGCUUCACCCACAAGAGGCCAAGACCAUGAUGAUGGCUAUGAAGGGCCUAGUCAAACACCCUUUUAAAUUAAAAGAUUUGUCCAUCUCUGAGCUCUAUUUGCCAGCCAAAGAUGGGACCUUGAGGAACUCGGUUCAGAUGUUUGUGGCAGAUAAUAUACAACUGUUCUUUUCCAUUAGAGAGACUUUUCAGGAGCCUGUGUUUAUUGGGUUUACAGCCCUUAAGAUAUAUUUUGAGGAAAGUUCUCUCGUGAACCUCCUACCUCAAAGACUACGCCCAAAAUAUCUCUCUGAAGCUUGCCAGGAGAGUUUGAUGCAUGAAGACAUGGAGGAUGUGGCUUCACAGUUCCUCAAUGAAGUUCAUGAGCUGCUCCAAGCAGAGGAAUUAAAGAUUGGAGUUUUGAGAAUCAUUGACCACUACAAGUUGAAAGAAAGUAAGGGACUCACCCAUGAGGAAAGAAAAGAAAUUGUGACUCUGCUGGGAAGGGUGAGGGUGCGGCAUGUUACGAAGAUCACCACCAUUCUCACACUGCACAACAAGACUGUUGGGAAGCAGAACAAAGAGUUCUUCUAUCAGGUGGAUGGUGAAGGGGACCAACAAAUUUUGACUGUAUUCCUCUGCAAGAAAUUUUCCGAAAGAUUAUUAAAUAUUUAUUUUCACAAAGCAUUCAGUUUGUUGCUUCACAAAUGGAAUGUAGACAGGAUGAAUGAAUUCCAAGUUUUGUUUGGUUGUGUUGGGAAGCCUCACUUUAUCCAUCAUUCUCUGAACCUGUCAGAUAUAAAGGCCUACAGUGCUCAGCCAUCCAAUGACCACCUCUUUAUGUGUGAUGUGGGCACCUACUUGGAGGAAAGUUUCCUGCCUUACCUUGACAAUGAGUUCUACAGUUUCUUCAUUGGUGAGGUUGUCUGUCUGAGAAAAUACCUGUGCCGUGAUGAGAGAGAGAAUGAGGAGGAAGAAGAGGAGGAGGAGGAGGAAGGCGACAUCUUUCUGAUUGUGCAGGUGGUUAGGCUGGUAGAGAGGCAUGCCACCUGCCUCAUGAUGGACACAUAUGAGGUGAACACCAGCUUGGAGCAGCCUUGCCUGGUGACUGUCAAAGCCUAUCAACUUUUUAGAUUUGUGAGAAAAGAGAGAAAGGACUUUAGUUUGAUCCUGGCAUCUGCCACAGAGGAUGAAGACUCCAACAUCCAGACAUCUGCAACGAAGGAUGAAGCCUCCAACACCCAGACAUCUGCCACAGAGAAUGAAGCCUCCAACACCCAGACAUCUGCCACAGAGGAUGAAAAUCUGAGUGAAGAACAACUUUUCAGGAAGGUACGAAAGCAAGUCAAAGAGAUAUGGGGAGUGGAUGAUGAGCAGGAAAGACGUCGCCUCCUUCGUCGGCUGUUGUUCAAGUGGCAUCCAGACAAAAACCUUGACCGUGUGGACCUGUGCACCCGCCUAGUGCAGUACAUCCAAUCCCUGGUGGGGCGGCUUGAGCGUGGAGAUCAUAUCCCUGAUGAAGAAGAUGAAACCCAGGCUCCACGCACCAACCCAAGUGAGGCAUACUCACGGUCCUUCCGCCGUCCUGGGAGGCGUUACCGAAGCCAUAACACGGGUAGGGAGUGGAGACCCCGAAGCCAUAACAGGGGUGGGGAGGGAAUGCCCAGGAACAACUGGCACCAGGGGGCUCCCAGGUCUGACUUUCCUGAAGCUCAACGAUGGUACAGGCAGGCACGCCAUGACCUUGGAGAAGCUGAAGCGAUGGCAAGACGGGCGAAUUCCUGGGCGGUGUUCAUGUGUUAUCAGGCUGCGGAAAAGAUUCUUCUCGCCACACUGUACUCACAAGAUAUGGAAGAGGCGUGCCAGCAGAAUAACACCGGGCCACUCUCUCGCACCUUGAGCACCCUUGCAAAUCUCCUGAACAACCCUCGUGCUCGCCACUUGGCCGACAGCAUCCAGCAUAUUGUGGGCGACUUUCUUAAGCCUCUUUACCCAAAUUAUGCUUCCUGUCCCCAUGAGUGCUACAGUGAUGCUGACGCCCACCAGUUGUUGGAGAAAACGCGAGAGCUGUUCAAUGUCUUGGAAGAACAUUUUGUGUGAGAUGUCUUGUACUUGGUCAUUCCAGUCAGCAGUAAUUUCUUAGAUAUGAAUAGUAAAGUUGUAUUAUUUCAGCCAUAUUCCAAUCUCUCCUCUAUGAAAAUACUUUCAUUAUUAAUUUAAAAACCAAUGGCAGCUUUCAAACUGCCUGCAUCGAAUUCCACAAACUAGUAAAAUGUUUUUCAACUUAAAAAUUCUACAUUGCAUCCAAUUCAAUUUUUCUUGGUUUUAUCAUACUAUUAUUUAUGAAAUUACCAUGUUUGAUGUUAUAAACUCUUAUCUUCAUUAAAUUCCACAUACUAUACUUCCAGCUCUUCUUUAUCUGUUUUCCCCAUACUAAUAAUAACUUUGUAAUUAUGUUAGAUGUCAUUGACCCAUAAAAGGAGUUCAUGCCUUUAUGGACCAGUGAGCUGAUGUCAAGGAAAGGUUUAGGAGCAAAGCCCUUGCUCACCUUCCAUACCCUUUGAUUCUCUCAUAUAUUGCCUUGUGUAUCUCUCUUCAUUUCUACUGAAUCUCUCUACAUUCCACUCUCCUGUUCCCCUUAUGCUUUCUCCCCUUUUUCUGGCUUCAUGCAUUUAGCUUGCAUUCUUAAAAAAAGAGAUGUACAGUGAAAACAGAAUAGCGACAUUGUUUUUGCAUGGGUCCUGCGGGGCCUCUCCUCCCUUCUGCUCUGCCACACCUGUCCUUUUCCUCUCCUAACCUAUAGGCUUCAUAUGAGAGGAAGAGAUAGGUGUUGGGACUGACAGUGGAGGAGAGGAGAGGACCCGCAGGAGCCAAUGCAAAACUGAUCUCGCCAAUCUGGUUUCACUAUAUAACAGUAUUAAGAAGGUAAUUAAGGUAACAGUACAAUGCUCAGAAACAAGGAAACUUAUUAUUUAUGUACUAAAUGUUCCUUCACCCAGUUUGGUAAGGGAUGUGUGUGGGAAGUUAGUUUGUUGGCAACUUCUUUUAUUUCAUCAGUCAUCAAAGCAAUGAAUGUGAUAAGCUUUUUUAUUUGAUUUGCAGUUGUCAUUGAGCACACUCUCAGAAGUGUAUGUGAUAGACUUGUGAUGAAUUCUUAUCUUGCUCAUUAAUCGGCACUGUGGGUGAUGAAGCUUAUUUAUAGUGUUCUCUGAUUUUUUCACGAGUAUGGAAUAGAUAUGUGAUAAAUAUGAUUAUCCUCACAAUAAUGGCUGUGACAAGUAUUUCAAGAUUCUUGGCUUAGGAAGCAUUUAUGUAAGAAUGUGUUUGAUAAGGGUUGUCGGAGCUGGGCUGAUUAAGGCUCGUUACCGAGCAUUGCAGUGUUUAUCACCAAUUUUUUUUUUUUCCAUUGCUGAAUUUACACCAAAGAUAAUUUUUCCCUCACCAACCUUGUAUAAUGUGAUAUAAGCCAUGCACCUGCCUCAAAAAUGAUUAUUAUUUUCAGGCUGCGUGGCUAACAAAUCGAUUAAGCAGCUGUCAAAGUCCCAUGCACUGUAGGUAAUGAUUAUAUAAUUAUCAAAGAGCAUUUCCUUUGCCAAGUAUUUCCUGAGUUAGUAAUGGAAAAGACUGCCUGACAACCCUGUUCUUGUUUCUUCAUUAUUUUUACAAUUAAUCAAGAUGUGGCUGUUUCAAGCAUUUCUUCAUUGACUGUUACGUGUUAACCCAUCCUCUGCGAUUGGCAUGGAUUUGGCUGUCGCUAGUAGCCUGGUAACAUAAACUCUUGGGUCUUUCUCCGCCUCUAGUGGAUAGUUGAAUGUUUCCUAUGUGGUAUUACUAUUAUGAUGGAUAUCCCCUCCCAAGGUGCAGGACUACAUUUUUCUUCAUUGAAUUGUAACAGCCACUUUUUGUUCCAUUCCUGUAGCUUGAUGUCUUCUUGUAGGAAAUCCUCAGUCAAGGGGUGAACUCAUCUUAGGCUGUUACAUGUGCUAAGACCCUGGCAUCUUUUGUGUCACGUCCACAGAGAAAUGCAACAAUUGCUUAGAUUCUCAUAUCAGUAUAACUAUAUGACAAAAAAGAUUCCAGAAGAUAUGCUCAUGUAAGACUGCCUUCAUAAUGUGCAAGUGCCUCCUAUAUCUUAUAAGAUCUAUAAGCCUUAAGUCUGUAUGAUUAAUAUACAUUAUUUCCAGUAUCCUUAAAGAUGUGUAUGCCUUUCAAAUGUAUGUGAUAACUUUUUUUGCUGGCCUUUUUUAGCAGGCUUUUUAUUCCUUUUUUUUUUUGUUUCCCUUUACUGUAAAAAAAAAAUGAAGCGGAUUUGCCCUAUAAAUGUUUCUUGGUAUUCGUCUCAAGAAGCAAUGGAUUAACAAAGGUAUGAAUUUCAAGGAUUAAUUAUUUUGCCAUGUUUGAUGUGUGUAGUUUUGCAUUUACUUGUUAGAAUUAUAAGCCUUUUAAGUGUCAUCCACGAACACAGGAAAGCACAGAACAAUAUCUUUGAAGUUUAUUAUUAAAGGAGAAUUGUAAAUA
Molecule: messenger RNA, 13930 nt
Organism: Eriocheir sinensis (Chinese mitten crab)
Lineage: Eukaryota; Metazoa; Arthropoda; Malacostraca; Decapoda; Varunidae
Product: sacsin-like
Exons: 6
Coding region: 260-11512 (3750 amino acids)
Molecular function (GO): Hsp70 protein binding
Source: RefSeq, a predicted model, not a curated record